This is a messenger RNA of Pelagomonas calceolata, 2058 nucleotides long. NCBI's taxonomy places the organism in Eukaryota, Pelagophyceae, Pelagomonadales, Pelagomonadaceae. The record is from the annotation of a GenBank genome assembly.
GUCCUGGGCUCUCUGGACACAGGGCCAAAAUAAGUAGUGUGAGUAUCGAUCGAGGCUGCCCAAGGUUGCGAGGUUGCUGGCAAUUGGACCAAGCAUCGAUGCCGCGAAUACACUGAAAACAACUCAGCCCAGCCGCAUCAUGCUGGGGGCGGCCCUUGUGUGCCUGGCUUCCGCGCUGGCUUCUGGAGCGACCGACGACCCGGCCGUGAGCAAGUUCUCGGUGCGCAACCUGAGCGGCGGCUUCAUCGGGCUGUGGUGGAUCGACCACCGCGGGCGGCAGCUCGUCGCGCAGUCGGCCGUCGCCGUGCGGCACACGUCGUCGGUGGAGAUCAACUCGUUCCGGGGCCACCGCUUCGUGAUCCGGCGGCUGCGGCGGAAGGCGCGGCUCGCCGACGUGCCCUACGAGCCCCGGGCGACGGACGCGGUCCUGGAGGUGGGCCCGACGAACGACCUCGUGGUCGUCGACGGCGACCUGCGGCUGACGGUCCACAACGCGCGCUACCGCGCGCGCGAGGCCGUCGCCGGGGCGCUGCGCGCGCGCGACCCGGUCGAGGCCCUCCGCGGCGCCGUCGCCGGCUGGCGCGCCGCGUGGACGGCGGAGCGGGCGCUGCGGGAGCGCGCGAUCGAGGACGUGCGGCGCCUCGGCGGCGACCGCCCGGAGGAGCCGGCGCCGCCGCCGGGCGGCUGGCCCUUCGAGGAGCGCCCCCUGGACCUGGCGCCGUGCGGCGAGCUCGUCGCGGAGCCCGGCGCGCCGCGCGGCGCGACGGCGGCGGCGCUCGAGGCGCUGCUGGCGGGGUGGGGCGCGGCCCGCGACGACACCUGCGCGUCGCGCGAGGCCCUGGCGGCGCGGGCGUCCCGCGAGGCCCUGCGCGGGGACGGCCACGCGAGCUGCGGGCGCUGGGCGGCCGUCGGCGAGUGCGCCGCGAACCCCGACUACAUGCUCGCGAGCUGCGGGCGGAGCUGCGAGCUCUGGGCGGACCACGCCCCAGAGGCGACGGCCGCCGUCGCGCGGCGGGCCCAGCGCCGCGACGCGUGGGCCGCGUGCGCCGUCGACCGCGUCGAGGCGGCGGGCGCGCGCUACGUCGCGGCGACGUCGGCCGAGCUCAACGGGCUCGCGCGGUUCCACGACGCGCUCCGCAAUCGCACGUGCGCGGCGUACGAGGCCGACGGGACGAACCCGCUCGCGCCGGCUGUGGGGGCGGCGACCACGACUCUCGACCUCGACCGCCCGCUGCGCGUCGCGACGCUCGCGGCGCCCUCCGCGGCCGCGGCGAUCUACCACGUCGAGGGCUUCGCGGCGGCGGCCGAGUGCCGCGACGCCGUCGCCGACGCGGCGCCGCGCAUGGCGCCGGCGACCGUGAACGAGGAGGCGAACAAGGCCGCGAAGUCCACGUCGCGGCGCGCGCACGCGGCGAACCUCGUGCCCGACCUGGGGAGGCACGACUCGGCGCCCACCAAGCUCUGGCGGCGCGCGUUCGCGCUGGCGAACGCCCUCACGGACUACGACCUGGACGGCGAGGCCGGCCAGGAGCCGUUCUCCGUGAUCCACUACAACGGGUCCGUCGCGGGCGCGGGGCCGCCGGACGAGUACCUGCCGCACUGCGACGGCCAGUGCGAGGGCAGCCCGCACCAGGCCGGCGGCCGCGUCGCGACGCUGCUCCUCUACUGCCGCGCGCCCGCGAGGGGCGGCGCGACGACGUUCGCCAACGCGCGCGUCGCCGUCGCGCCCCGGGCCGGGGACGCGGUCUUCUUCAGCUACCUCGACGCGGCGAGCGGCCGCAUGGACGUGGGCCACACGCUGCACUCGGGCUGCCCCGUCGUCGAGGGGGACAAGUGGGUGCUCACGCUCUGGUUCCGCAAGGGCGUCUCGGCGGCGGAGCCCUGGGAGCGCUUCGACCCGACGGGCGCGCGCCACGACGCCACGGAGGUCGUCGCCUGGGACGAGGGGCUGGUGUAUUCGUAAAGUCGCAAAGGUCGCGUCCCGGACUCCACUGGCAGGCCCAGUACGCGUCUCAUUACAACCCUCUGACGUUAUACUGCUACGGUAUUGUUACGGUG